This is a messenger RNA of Exophiala dermatitidis NIH/UT8656, 975 nucleotides long. Its product is annotated as transaldolase. Bases 1 to 975 code for a protein of 324 amino acids. Gene Ontology annotation, molecular function: transaldolase activity. Gene Ontology annotation, biological process: pentose-phosphate shunt, non-oxidative branch; carbohydrate metabolic process; pentose-phosphate shunt. Lineage: Eukaryota; Fungi; Ascomycota; Eurotiomycetes; Chaetothyriales; Herpotrichiellaceae. The transcript is spliced from 5 exons. The record is from RefSeq and is a predicted model, not a curated record. Gene Ontology annotation, cellular component: intracellular anatomical structure; cytoplasm.
AUGACUUCCUCUCUGGACCAGCUCAAAGCCACCGGCACCACUGUCGUCUGCGACUCUGGCGACUUCAACACAAUCAAGAAGUACCAGCCGCAAGAUGCCACCACCAACCCGUCCCUCAUCCUCGCCGCCUCCAAGAAGCCAGACUACGCUCAGCUGAUGGAUGCUGCCGUCCAAUACGGCAAGUCAAACGGCAAAACCAUCGACGAACAGGUCGACUCCGCUCUCGACAGACUGCUGGUCGAGUUUGGCAAGGAGAUUUUGAAGAUUGUCCCCGGCAAGGUCUCUACUGAGGUCGACGCCCGAUUCUCCUUCGAUACCCAAGCAUCCGUUGAAAAGGCCCGCCACAUCAUCGAGCUAUACAAAUCCAUCGGCAUUGAUAAAUCCCGUGUCCUGAUCAAGAUUGCCUCCACCUGGGAGGGUAUCAAGGCCGCGGAGAUCCUGCAGAAGGAGGGUAUUAACUGCAACCUGACUCUCAUGUUCUCCCUGGUCCAGGCCAUCGCUGCCGCCGAAGCCGGUGCCUUCCUUAUCUCUCCUUUCGUCGGCCGUAUCCUCGACUGGUACAAGGCGGCCAUGAAGAAGGACUUCUCGCCUUCGGAAGACCCCGGUGUCAAGAGUGUCCAGAGCAUCUUCAACUACUACAAGAAGCACGGCUACAAGACCAUCGUCAUGGGUGCCUCGUUCCGCAACGUCGGUGAGAUCACCGAGCUCGCUGGCUGCGACUACCUGACCAUUUCCCCCAACUUGCUCGAGGAGCUGUACAACUCAACCGAGAAGGUCGAGAAGAAGCUGGAUGCCUCUGCGGCUGCCAACUUGGACAUCCCCAAGCGCUCAUACAUCAACGAUGAGCCAACCUUCCGCUUUGACUUCAACGAGGAACAGAUGGCCACUGAGAAGCUCCGUGAAGGUAUCAGCAAGUUCGCCGCCGAUGCUGUCACAUUGAAGGGCAUCCUCCGGGAGAAGAUUGAGAAGGCAUAA